CAUGUUUCAAGAUGGCGACCGCAGAUUCUAAAAACUCAAAAUCUUCUAAGAAACCAGGUCUUUCUCAGGAACAGAUAGUAUCAGGUUUUAAUGAACUUCGACAACAACAAAGGGCAUAUGCCUCAAAACUAUCGGAGCUUGAAAUGGAGCGCAAAGAACACGACCUAGUGAUAGAGUCCCUAAAAGAGGUUGAUGAAGAUCGUAAAUGUUUCCGUAUGGUUGGAGGUGUCUUAGUGGAAAGGACAGUGAAGGAAGUGUUACCCGCCCUCGUAGCAAACAGUGAACAGAUUGGUAAACUAAUAGAAAGCUUCAAAUCUCAACUGGAAUCGAAAGGAAAAGAAAUCAAUGAAUAUAGAGAGACUCACAACAUUAAAGUACGUGGAGAGGAUGGAAAAACACCGGAAGCAGCCAAAGACACUAAAUCAAGCACACAGGGGGUUCUUGUUGCCCAGAAUGCAUAGCACAAGAGGGAUGCCUGUGGAUUAUGACAUUGUGUAUGAUAAAACAACAUGUGUUUGUUAGGACUGGCUGGGAGGCAUUUAUAAAAAAAAUCAGUUGGUGAUUAGGUUUCACCAAAAGUCAAAAUGCUUUCUUUAGCUAAAAUUAAGAGUGUCCGUCUCUUGUUAACAAGUCAAUACCAUACACAGCUGGUUUAGAUAUUUCCAAAAAUAUUGUCCUUGGAUCUCUUCACUGCUACCAGUUAUUGUAUUGGAGUUUUCUUAAGAAGGCCCAUAGAUCUACAUUUUUCAUGUAUUUCAUAAUUUCAUUGUCACAUGGUGUUCAUCUAAUCAAUUCUGUUCUCUGUAAAUGAAUUUUCCUGAGUGAUAUUUACUUUUGUUUGCCAUGCAUUUUUCAUUUUUAUAUCAAUGGCUGUGUGUAUGUAAAGCUUUUGUACAAAAUAAAUCAAAGAUGUGUCAAACAAUCUUUUUGUAAGUUGUUUCAUCUUUCUCAAA
Molecule: messenger RNA, 953 nt
Organism: Owenia fusiformis
Lineage: Eukaryota; Metazoa; Annelida; Polychaeta; Sabellida; Oweniidae
Source: the annotation of a GenBank genome assembly